UUCGUGCACUAUCGUGUGCGGUGUGCGUGUCAUGACUGGUCAUGACUCAUGACUACCGACUGGUCAUGACUAUCAGUUCUGAAUAACAUUAAUAAAUAUAAAUACUUUUGGAAUUUUAUCUGAAAAAUAAUGUAUAGAUUUAUGUAUUAAUUAUAUAAUAAAGUACACUUUUUUUUAACAACAAUGUAUUAUAAAAAUGUGUUAAUAAAUUGAACAAGACGAGACUACAAAGGUUAUGUGAUAACCUAUAACCUAUAACGUGCAAUACGUAACCAAAUUAUUUCAAACUUUUUGUAACGUUAAAUAAUUCGUUUGUUUUUUUAUAUUGUUACGAUGAAAAUAAAUAUGUUUUCGGAUCUCUGCGGGCAGGGCAGAGUUUGGAAAAACCUUAAAAUAAACGAUGAGACAGAUCAUAUAAUCUGUCUUACAAAGGAAAAUGAGUCGUGGAAAGUUCUUUUAACAAAUCUAAUAGAAAUUUGGACGGAGACUCUGACAAACGAAACUAUGUUUCACAAAUGUCAGACCAUGAAUCCUCUUUUAAACCUUGAAGUUUUUGACUGGAAGCAACUGGUAUUGGAUAUGUUAAAUGAUAUCCCUCAAUACGUGCACACAAACGUUUUAGAAGUUACUACAUAUCGAAUAGAGCUGCGGCGGAAAAACAAAGAUUUCGGUAAAUUGAAAUUCUCGUUGGAUCUUCUCAAAGGAACACCGCAGCAGUUUUGGGAGAGUGUGACAGUGCCUCUCUGCUUGUCGUCAAGGGAACUGAUUCGCCGGCACGAGCUUCUGCUGGAUCUGAUGAAACAGAAGGAUGAAGAGAUCGCGGAGUACAAAGCGGGAGGCGCACAGUUAAUUAGGAAAUAUAUCGCUACGAAGCCAUUCAGCGAAGAAUUGUUUCACAUUGAUGCUGCUGGAUCGACUGCAAGCGAUUUCGUAAAGACUUUCCAGUCUGUGCUUCAUUUUUACAAUGAAAUAAACUUGCCAAAAUCACACGUAAAACUAGAGUCUGAAAUGUCUUCGAACAGCGCAAGUGGCACUAAUGGUACAAAGAUUGAUGGAAAUGUUCUUCCCAAUUCGUCAGGAAACGAGUCUAUUCCGGAGCUCAAACAAGAAUUGGAUAAUGAACAAGAGCAUUCAAAAGUUGAGGAAUGUAAGGCAGGUCCUUCUUCCAGCAAGGCUCCAAUUUUAAGAAUAAGUAGCACAUCUCACACGAUACAUAAGCUGAAAAAGAAUAAGAAAACUUUGAACGAUUUCAUAAUGUAAAAUAUUAAGUUUUAUUAAUUAAUAACCCAAUAUUAUACUGCAUUAUGCCAUUAUGAAAUUAAGUACUUGGAUUUUAGUUUUGUGUUAUCUAUAUUAUCUAUUGUGUGAUAUGUGCUACAUGUGUGAUUAAUGCUAGUUAUUUACACCGAAAAAUACUAAAGAAUUAUAACCAAUAUAUAAAAAUAUAUAAUACACAAGAAUUAUAAAUAAUAUAUAAAUAAGUUUAGAGCCAAAGUCUAAAAGUUUAAGGAAUAUAAGACUCACGAAAAUGAAAUAAGACAUGGAGAGAAACAUCAGUUAUCUAAAAUAAAAUUUAAUGAAAAAUAAGAGCAUUUGUAUGCAUGUCCAGCAGUUUAUCUGGUAUUCUAUUGAUGUAAAUUAUAUUUUAAUGACAAAAAUGUGAGAUAUAGUUUUAUAAUCGUUAGAACUGUAUUGUAACUCUAAAACUAAUAAAUAAAAGAAAAAAUGAAAAAAAA
Messenger RNA from Wasmannia auropunctata (little fire ant), 1736 nucleotides. RefSeq lists its product as uncharacterized. The record is from RefSeq and is a predicted model, not a curated record. Gene Ontology annotation, molecular function: DNA end binding. The transcript has 4 exons. Bases 334 to 1260 code for a protein of 308 amino acids. Gene Ontology annotation, cellular component: nucleus; DNA ligase IV complex. Gene Ontology annotation, biological process: double-strand break repair via nonhomologous end joining. NCBI's taxonomy places the organism in Eukaryota, Metazoa, Arthropoda, Insecta, Hymenoptera, Formicidae.